UUAGACCGACACAGUUAAACGUCGGUUAAUUGUCGCCGUUGCCCCACCCUACUGUACACAGCGCGCUUUCAAAUAAACCCGACAAUAAAUCUCCAUAAAACCACUGUCAUUCACUAUUAUACGCGCUAAUACGCACGGAAAGCGGGCGUUUUGGACGCGUUCACAGUCGAGUCGGUGAGCACGCGUCGUCAGGAGCUGUAGCGUCCAUAAACCCCCACCUACAAGAGCACCAGACGAGAGCUGCGCUUACAUCCGAGAUGGCUAAAGCAGACCAACGCUUCGGGCAGAGAGAUGGAUCUGAUCAGAACUUUGACUACAUGUUCAAACUCCUGAUCAUUGGCAACAGUAGUGUAGGGAAGACCAGCUUUUUAUUCAGAUAUGCAGAUGACUCCUUUAGCAACUCUUUCGUCAGCACAGUCGGCAUCGACUUUAAGGUGAAGACCGUUUACAGGAACGACAAGAGAGUGAAGCUCCAAAUAUGGGACACAGCGGGACAGGAGCGUUAUAGAACUAUUACAACAGCCUACUAUAGAGGAGCCAUGGGCUUCAUCCUCAUGUACGACAUCACAAAUGAAGAGUCCUUCAAUGCAGUGCAGGACUGGGCAACACAGAUUAAGACCUAUUCAUGGGAUAAUGCUCAGGUGAUAUUAGUGGGGAAUAAAUGUGACAUGGAUGAGGAAAGAGUGGUGCCUUUUGAGAAGGGGAAACACUUGGCCGACCAGUUAGGGUUUGAGUACUAUGAAGCCAGCGCCAAGGAGAACAUCAACGUCAGACAAGUAUUCGAGCGCUUAGUUGACAUUAUCUGUGUGAAGAUGUCUGAGAGAGUUGAUAUGGAUCCAUCCAUGGUCACCAGUGCCAAAACCACCCGGCUAACCGAUAAGCCACCCCAGCUACCUCAAAAUUGUUGCUGAUUUACAUCUCAACUCAUAUGCCAACUUAGCAGCAGCGGAUCCGAUGUUGUUUGGUUUGAUGUUAUGUUAUAUGGCGAUUGGAACCAAUCUGGGGUGCGUUUCGUAGUAUGAUGCAUCGUUAGAAAAAUUAACUAGCUAGUGACGACUGUUUCUGAAAAUCGUAGUAACAUGGUCGCAUCUUCUUCAUUGAAACAUCUUGGUACAACAAUAUAGAAUUGUCAUUAAU
Carassius carassius (crucian carp) is the source of this 1137-nucleotide messenger RNA. RefSeq names its product ras-related protein Rab-3B-like. The coding region runs from base 258 to 911 and encodes 217 amino acids. The record is from RefSeq and is a predicted model, not a curated record. NCBI's taxonomy places the organism in Eukaryota, Metazoa, Chordata, Actinopteri, Cypriniformes, Cyprinidae. Gene Ontology annotation, cellular component: endosome; synaptic vesicle; plasma membrane. Gene Ontology annotation, molecular function: GTP binding; GTPase activity. Gene Ontology annotation, biological process: protein secretion; regulation of exocytosis; protein localization to plasma membrane. The transcript has 5 exons.